CGACACUUCACUGGAGACGAGAAAGAAAUUGCGGAGGUGAGUGUGUCAUGCAAGUCUGAUCGCUUGAAGUAAAUGAGGCAACUGAUUAAAAUUAACUGCAUUUUAAACAUCACUUCCAAGUCUCUAUAAUAACGACACUUUUGUUGAAUGUGAGAGGAUGGUAUUGAAAGAGAUUCCAGCUGACAAUAUCACCCGCCCUUUGGGCAGGAAUGAGGUUAUAGGUUUACUCUUCCGCCUUACGAUAUUUGGUGCCGUCACCUAUUUUACAAUAAAGUGGAUGGUGGAUGCUAUUGAUCCAACAAGAAAACAAAAGGUUGAGGCACAGAAACAGGCAGAGAAACUAAUGCGACAGAUAGGAGUGCAGAAUGUCAAGCUUUCUGAAUAUGAGAUGAGCAUCGCAGCUCAUCUUGUGGAUCCAUUGACCAUGCAUAUUUCAUGGCGUGAUAUCGCUGGCUUGGAUGAAAUUAUAACUGAACUGAAAGACACAGUUAUACUUCCAGUUCAGAAGAGGUAUUUGUUUGAAGGAUCCAGACUUCUUCAACCACCUAAAGGAGUGUUGCUGUAUGGGCCUCCGGGAUGUGGGAAAACUCUAAUCGCCAAAGCUACUGCCAAAGAGGCUGGAUUCCGCUUCAUUAACUUACAGCCUUCCACUCUCACUGACAAAUGGUAUGGAGAAUCCCAGAAACUAGCUGCAGCCGUGUUCUCUCUGGCCAUCAAACUACAGCCUUCUAUUAUCUUCAUUGACGAGAUAGAUUCCUUUUUGAGGAGUCGUUCGAGUUCAGAUCAUGAGGCCACGGCCAUGAUGAAGGCUCAGUUCAUGAGCUUAUGGGAUGGACUGGAAACUGACUUCAACUGCCAGGUCAUAAUCAUGGGAGCCACCAAUCGGCCACAAGAUCUUGAUUCUGCUAUACUGCGAAGAAUGCCAACUCGAUUCCACAUCAAUCAACCAAGUCUCAAGCAGAGAAGAGAUAUAUUGAAACUGAUUCUGGAAAAUGAGAAAGUGGAGUCCGCUGUGGACCUUAGUGAAGUUGCAAAAAAUACUGAAGGGUUUUCAGGAAGUGACCUCAAGGAGACGUGCAGAGAUGCCGCACUGCUCUGUGUGCGUGACUUUGUACACAAUGAUGAAAGCGCAGAGGGAGAUUGUAUCCGUCCUAUCUGUCAAGAUGACUUGCAAAAGGCGAUCCUCAAGAUGAAGAAGUCCAGAUCCGCAGGAAUGCAUGAAGCAUUUAAGCAUGUACCACUGGACUGAAUGUGUUGCUGCCGUUUAAAAAAAAUACAUGAACUUAGACCUAAUUUGUUUUUUCUCAUCUGUGACAUAAGGAUGUGUCAUGUUUGCAAAAGAGGGAACCCAGGAUCUGUAAAUGGAUUUUUUGCCAUUUCUCUGAUCAUCUCUUCCUGCACGGUCAUUUACUUGCUCUGUUGUUUUGCCACCCAGUUGUUUCUCUCUGAAUGUGGAUUUUGUUGUGGUUUGUUUACUCCUUGAAAGUCAUCCAUUAAUGCGGUUUAUGAAGAUGAGCAACUGUAUAGGAAACUAUUCCUAGUUACAUGAACAUUUAGAAUCAAAAAGUGAUUUUCUAAGAAUAUGUAACACAAAUACGGCUGAUUUGCGAGCACAGAUGAACUCAACUGUCAAGUAACACAAUUUUAACUCAAGCAACACUCUUCAAAAAAAAAAAAUUGGCCUAGGGAGUAAGUCAUUUAAGUUGUGUUUACAGUUAAAUCUUAAACUUAGUCCAGAACGGAGGGGACAUGACGGACAUAUUGUGUACAUAUUUAUUUGCAAAACAUUAAAUAUGGUUGGACUAAACUAAUUGAUCUGUAUUGAACUGCAAGCUGUUUCAUAAGCCUUUGUUUCAGAUUUGGAGCCAGUUCCAAGCCACUGCUGUUACUUAUCAGUCUGCUAUUAUUCAGAUGGUUUGGUGGUGUGAAUUAUGUAAGUGAAAGAAUGAAUGAAUGAAUGAAUUCUAGUUUUUCUUUUUGGCUGUAGUCUGCAACCGGUUACUUCAGUUAAAAUGGUCAGAUCAGAAGUUAGUAUAAUAUGCAACUUCUCAAUGUUUUGUUUACCUUGUAAAAGAACUGAAUGGUCAUGGGUUUGUCUUAAUGGAUUUUAUUGUAAUUACUGCUGAAUGCACAUUUCACCAAAUAUGGUAUGAAAGUUUAAAUCAUCAAAUUGUACAAAAGGUAGCAUUUAUUAAAUACAUUUACUGUAAGAUCAUAUCUUUAGGUUGGUCCCAUAAGAAAUUGGUAAGGCAAUAAAUAUUCUCCUGUUCCUUCA
Triplophysa dalaica is the source of this 2275-nucleotide messenger RNA. RefSeq names its product ATPase family AAA domain containing 1b (gene atad1b). Gene Ontology annotation, molecular function: ATP hydrolysis activity; ATP binding. The record is from RefSeq and is a predicted model, not a curated record. Gene Ontology annotation, cellular component: mitochondrial outer membrane. The coding region runs from base 158 to 1249 and encodes 363 amino acids. Lineage: Eukaryota; Metazoa; Chordata; Actinopteri; Cypriniformes; Nemacheilidae. The transcript is spliced from 10 exons.